AUGAAGUUAUUCUACCACUCUUUCAGGGAUAAAUUUGACAAGAAGGAGAAUUUCGGAUACAUUUCGAAGAAUAAUGCAGUGAUAUUACAAAAUUACAGAGAUCUUUUUAAAAAAACUCUCGACUCUGAUUUACACAUUUUUAACUCUGAUCAGGUUAGGUUCUCGGCAACCGUUUUGCUGUUUAUUGGAACCACUAAUGGUAAAAAUUACAAUUUAUUAUUGAACAAGAAGAAGAUUCGUUGGUUUUUGGUGAACUGUAAGUCUGGAAACACUGGAUUCUCAAAGAGGCUUUCUCAGCUUAUAGACUAUGACGAGAUGGGAUCCUCUGUUGACGAAAAGAUUUCAUUUCUACUACUUCAGCCCACGUUUCUGGUCAACGACAUUUUAAUUACCAAAUCAUUUCUAAUUAUUUACUAA
Molecule: messenger RNA, 417 nt
Organism: Theileria annulata
Lineage: Eukaryota; Apicomplexa; Aconoidasida; Piroplasmida; Theileriidae
Exons: 2
Coding region: 1-417 (138 amino acids)
Source: RefSeq, a predicted model, not a curated record